Molecule: messenger RNA, 808 nt
Organism: Nelumbo nucifera (sacred lotus)
Lineage: Eukaryota; Viridiplantae; Streptophyta; Magnoliopsida; Proteales; Nelumbonaceae
Source: RefSeq, a predicted model, not a curated record
GGAAACAGGCAUGAUUGGGUGUAGGCCAGCAAAUACUCCAAUAGAACAGAAUCAUGGUCUACAGGAAUCAGUAGGGGAGGUCUACUGUGAUAGAGAGAGAUACCUAAAAUUGGUAGGGAAGCUGAUAUACUUAUCUCUCACUCGGCCAGAUAUUGCUUAUGCUAUGCAUGUUGUCAGUCAAUUCAUGCACUCUCCAAAGAUCCCUCAUAUGAAAGCAGUUGAAAGGAUUCUCAGGUACUUGAAGACUUGCCCAGGAAAGGGAAUUCUAUUAAGGAAAAACAAUAGAAUUGAAAUUGAAGCUUAUACUGAUGCAGAUUGGGCUGGUUCUGUUGGAGACAGAAAAUCAACUUCAGGAUAAUGUACAUUUGUGGGAGGGAACCUGGUCACAUGGCGCAGUAAGAAGCAGAAUGUAGUUGCUAGAUCAAGUGCGGAAGCAUAAUAUCGAGCUAUGGCUCACGGGGUUGCUGAACUCCUAUGGCUCAGGACCCUUCUUAAUGAGCUUGGCAUUAAAGCUGAGGGUCCUCUUAGACUAUAUUGUGACAACAAGGCUUCCAUCAACGUUGCAAAUAACCCUAUGCAACAUGACAGGACAAAACAUAUUGAGAUUGAUCGACAUUUUGUUAGAAAGAGAAUAGUCUCGGGAGAACUCUGCAUUCCUUAUACUCCAUCUGAGAUGCAAAUUGCAGAUGUAUUGACUAAAGGGUUGGCUGCAGCAAAGUUCAUGGACCUUUUUGGCAAGCUAAACAUGAUUGACAUCCAUGCUUAGCUUGAGGGGGAGUGUUAGGUUGAAGGUUUUGUAUGUAUUGAU